AUGACGUCCUUAAUCGAUAAAAUAGAACAAUUAAUAAAGAGAGAAAAAACUACUCCUGAUCGCAAAAAGGAUGAUACCAAAAAGUCAUCAAAUGAAAUUCUUUCCGAACUCUUUAGUGCUUUUAAUGCUGAUCCACCUAAACUAGAAGAUAUAGCAAUAAAAAAAGUUAAGAAAAGCAAGAAAAAACACAAAAAGGAAAAGAAAAAACGAAGUCGAAGCUCAAGUUGCAGUGAUUCUGAUGGCGAUCGGAAGCGUAAAAAACGGAAAAAAAGCAAAUCAAAGAAACAUAGGGAUGCCCGCUCGACAUCCACUCAAAGAAAGCCGGUAAAAGUAACAUUAGAAUAUAAGCCAAUAAUUAAAGAAGAGCCCACUGUUACAAAUGAACCAAGACCUAAAGAACAUAAACACAAAUCACUGGAAAGAGUCCCAGACCAAAAAAAACACCAUAAAUAUGAGCAUAGUAUGUCACCACCACUUGAAUCUUUUGAUGCUAGUCUUAUUCCCAUGCCUGAUUCACCUAAAGAUGGAAAAGGUGUCGCAUCUGAUUUGAGACACAAGUUGGAUAAAAAAUCAGACCUAGAAAAUGAUAAAAACAAAAGUAAAAUACAAAUUAAGAACCUAAAGUUUAGCGCUGUGUUUGAAGAAACUGUUAAAAAGGCAGAAGAGGAAGCCCGCAAGAAAGCAGAAAAGGUUGAAGAUGGAGAGUAUAGCGAUACAUCUAGUAGUACUGAUAGAGAUGAUGGCUCAUAUUCACAAUUUCCGAAAUCAUCAGAUCCAGGAGGAAUACUUAAAAAAGCAGCCCAAGAUGUAUUACUUGAUAUAGAGGAGAAAUCAAAGAAAAAUAAAACCAAUAGCAUAAAUAAAUCUUCUGAUCACUAUGGCAGUGAGUCUAGAAAAAGGUCUGAUAGUAAUAAACGGUCCCGCUCUCGUUCAGGUUCACGUCAUCAUAGACAUCGUUCGAGAUCUCGUUCGCGUCGGAGAAGUCAUUCUAAGAGUUCUCGUUCUAGACGGAGAUCAGAAUCUAAAUCUAGGCGAAAAUCUAGAUCUAGAAGCCGGCAUCGCUCUACAUCUAGAAGUAGGCAUUGGCCUAGACAUACAUCUCCAAGACAUAGAGGCAGAAGAUCACCAACUGGUGUGAAGCUAGCAGACAGUGAAAAGAAGCGUUUGCUAGAGGUGGCUCGCCGGAAUGCUAUUAACAUGUUGAAAAAUGGUGCUGUACCAGCUGGUGCUGCUGUUCUACCACCUCAUACUAGAAGUCAAGUGAUGGCUGCCAUUCAAUCUGGAGGCAAAUCUGUAGACGAGCUGACAGAUUUUUGCAAGCAUCUGUCCAAGAAGGAAGCUCUUGGAGAGUUGUCAUCGGUUUCAUCUAAUGAUGGGGAAAGUGAGAACGAGGACACUAUUGCAUUCCACCAUCCUUUCCUAGUUAAAGAGAAAGCUCCUAUCGUUCUAAAUAUAAGAGGUGGUGCACCCCUUCCCUUAAAAUCAAAUACGCUGCCAAUAGCAAACAAAGACGAGUUGAGACUGCAGUUUCCUGUGUCCUCUGGCUCUCAACAUCGUGAAAAAGCAUCGGAAUGGGUGCCUGUAUCACCUAAGAAAGAUAAUAUGCAACUUGUAAAAGUGAAUACACAGCCUGAUAAACCGCAGCUGGGUUUCGAUCCUAUUAACAAGACUGCAGAGCCACUUGCACUACCAGCUCCACCUGCACCCCCAUCUUACAUGAAAAGCUUUACAACUGGAAGUCAACUGACUUCGGUGCCCGCGUUGAUGCCACCUGGACCUCAGGCGAUGCCAGAUAAUCAUCCUGCAGUGGACAUGGCCGCUAUAGUUUCCCAGAAGCUGUCAUUAAUACGAAAAGAACAGGAACAAAAUGAACUGUGUAGUACUAGAGGUUUUGGUUGGUCGGCCAGUGACCUGAGUUCUACGACUUCACUUGGUCAAUUCACCGGUUCGACAGGCGCUAAUAUUCUCACACCUCGUGAACUUGCUUCCGGUAGCCAGGCUUGGGCUAAAAAGGAUCAAUUAGUGCGUGCGGCUCCAGUGGAAGGAGGUAUGGGUAUGCAUCUUCUCCAGAAGAUGGGCUGGUGUCCUGGCCAGGGCCUUGGUAAGGAGGGUACCGGUACCCUCCAGCCCCUCUUAUUGGAAGUCAAGUUAGACACAAGGGGCUUACAGGCUAAGGAAGAGGUCAGUAGCCGUUACAAUAAAGGAAUGAAACAGAACAGGCUGGGAAGAAGGGGCCCCGCACCACUUAUAGCUGGUGGAAAACAUCCUGUAUCAUUGCUUGGUGAAUAUUGUUCUAAGCAAAAAUUAGGCCCUCCUGAAUAUAACCUCUGCUUCGAGUGUGGGCCGGAUCAUAAGAAAAAUUUCCUUUUUAGGGUUAAGGUGGCAGGUGUGGAAUAUCAGCCAGCUGUGGCUAGUGCAAACAAGAAGCAAGCUAAAGCUGAUGCGGCUCAACUUGCUUUGCAAAAGCUUGGCAUAGUCACAUGA
This is a messenger RNA of Leptosia nina, 2484 nucleotides long. The record is from the annotation of a GenBank genome assembly. Lineage: Eukaryota; Metazoa; Arthropoda; Insecta; Lepidoptera; Pieridae.